Aspergillus japonicus CBS 114.51 is the source of this 861-nucleotide messenger RNA. RefSeq lists its product as uncharacterized. The record is from RefSeq and is a predicted model, not a curated record. The transcript is spliced from 4 exons. The annotation marks the transcript as partial. NCBI's taxonomy places the organism in Eukaryota, Fungi, Ascomycota, Eurotiomycetes, Eurotiales, Aspergillaceae.
CUGCCUCCCGACGAGGACCGGGCUGUGAGCCUGCUUCUAUGCUUCUGGAUCCCCUUCCCCUUCACGGUGGGCUUGGUCGUGACCCGCUUCUACUGUCGGGGCAUGCGGAAGGACCUGGGGUAUGACGACUGGACGAUCCUGGUGGCCUGGAUGCUCUACACGGCGGCGGCAGCGAUGAGCACGGCGAUGGAGCUGCGCGGCGGGGCGCGCCAUGUGGCCUACCUCAGCGCGGAGGAGAUCCUGUACAUCGGGAAGAUGCAGAUCAUCAACCAGUUCCCGGCGGCGCUGUCGGCGAUGUGCGGCAAGAUCAGCGUGGCCCUGUUCAUCAUGCGCAUCUCGGGCCGCACCUCCAAGGGGCGCCGCUGGUUCCUGACCGUGCACAUCGGGCUGUACUUCUGCCUGACCGUGUUGAGCCUGUGCAUGCUGAUCGGCCAGUGCAAGCCCGUCCAGGCGCUGUGGGACCUGAGCCUGCGCACCUCGGGGCAGGCCACGUGUUUGGAUGCGCGGAUCAACACGGACAUCACCAUGUUGCAUAUAGCCUUCGGCGCAUACCUAGACUUCGUCCUCGCCCUGCUCCCGCUGAGCUUCAUCGUCGACCUGAAAGUAAGCCUACGCAAACGCAUCGUCCUCUUCUGCAUCCUCAGUCUAGGUAUCGUAGCAGGCGUAUGCGCCUGCAUCAAAACCAGCGAAUUCAUCCCGGCCACCGGCGGCACCGACCCGACCUGGGACGGCUACGCCCUCUACCUCUGGGCCUUCCUCGAGAUCCCCCUGGUAAUCAUCGCCGCAUGCAUCCCGCCGUCCAAACCGAUCUGGGAUUUCUUGGUGAAAGGGCAACCCAUCCGGCCCUCCAGCAACCACAGC